Stomoxys calcitrans (stable fly) is the source of this 4604-nucleotide messenger RNA. RefSeq names its product xylosyltransferase oxt (gene oxt). Gene Ontology annotation, biological process: heparan sulfate proteoglycan biosynthetic process; chondroitin sulfate proteoglycan biosynthetic process. The coding region runs from base 367 to 3132 and encodes 921 amino acids. Lineage: Eukaryota; Metazoa; Arthropoda; Insecta; Diptera; Muscidae. Gene Ontology annotation, molecular function: protein xylosyltransferase activity. The transcript is spliced from 3 exons. The record is from RefSeq and is a predicted model, not a curated record. Gene Ontology annotation, cellular component: membrane.
CAACAUUUAGGGGUUUUGCAUUGAAUUAUUAAGAUCUAACCAAAAUUGUUAUGAAAAAAACAAAUUAAAGGAAACGGGAAUGAUGGCAGCGGUGCAAUUAACAAAGCAUUGGCUUUAAAAAAAUAUACAUCCGAAAACUUCCGCCCAAACAUCAACAAACAUAACCCUCGCCCGUUCGGAUUGUCCUAAUUGUUGCUUGUACCCUGCAUAAAAACUGCAUUUACUACAAUCAUCAUCAGCAAUUGUCAUGAUAAUUUGGAAUUCCACAACAUUCAUUGUAUAUAAUAAGAAAAAUAUAGUUGGCCACUACCACUCCGGCAGCAGUAAACAACUGUGCGCGUGAUACUAUUAAAGAAAACAAAAACAAUGAAGGAGAGUCUUGUGUGGCGCCUUGUAUGUCGUUAUAAGCUAUUUUGCCUGCUGGGAUUUGUCAUCUUCGGCAUACAAAUAUUCUUGGCUUAUAAAUCUUUAAAUUUAACCAAUGGCACUAGUGCUGAUACAGCAUUCUUGGGUCAUUCGUCCGUGUCUGAAAUCCGACAAAAGUCGCAUGAUGCCGACAGUACGGACGAUGAGGAUGCACAACCUCCAAUAAUUGCAAACAAAAGGCAACAUGCAGCCUCUUCGUCAACAAAUAAUGCAGACUACAACGAGUCUCCCCCGCCAUCCCCAUUAAUUUCAAAGCAACAAUUAGGCUUUACACCGUCAUGCGAUAUCAUAUCUAAAGAUGCCAUAUCAGCGCUGCAACGAGCGAAAACAAAAGACUGCCGACAACAUAUCGCUGGAAUUGCUUGCUCCAUACAAUCGGGCAAAUUCUAUCCGGCCCUAUUACCCAGCUAUUGCCCAAGUAACCAUACAGCUAACAAUCCAUUGGGUUGUUUCCGAGACGAAAAGAAAUUCCGUUUGUUAUCCGGAUAUUUUAUUAAUUUUAAAACAACCAACAAGCCGGAUAAAUGUAUACAGCUUUGCCUGCAAUCUGGAUUCCCCUAUGCCGGCGUACAAUAUGGGUCCGAGUGUUUUUGUGGCGCUGAUCUGCCGCCAGAAUCGUCCAAAUUACCUGACUCCACAUGCAAUAUGAAAUGUUCGGGAGAUUCGCAUGAGAUUUGUGGCGGUUACUUUGCCAUGAAUGUGUUUGAGACAGGAAUUGCAAAAUUUUCUGCCCAAGUUGCUGAGAUUGGUGUUAGACCGAACACAACAAAUGAUGACAUCCGAAUUGCAUUUUUAUUUACUUUAAACGGUCGUGCUUUGCGACAAGUGCAUCGCUUAUUGAAAGCUCUGUAUUCCACAAAACAUGUCUACUACAUUCAUGUAGAUGAGCGCCAAGACUAUUUAUAUCGCAAACUUUUGGAGUUAGAGCCAAAAUUCGCAAACAUCCGUUUGGCACGUACACGAUUUUCGACUAUUUGGGGAGGUGCAUCUCUGCUCACCAUGCUACUGCAAUCUAUGAAUGAUCUACUGAAGUCAUCAUAUCAAUGGGACUUUGUUAUUAAUUUGAGUGAAAGUGAUUUUCCUGUUAAGAAGCUAGAAAAAUUAGAACGAUUUCUGCUAGCCAAUCGUAAUCGCAAUUUCGUCAAAGGCCAUGGACGAGAAACGCAACGAUUUAUACAGAAACAGGGACUGGACAAAACCUUUGUGGAAUGUGACACACAUAUGUGGCGUAUUGGAGAUCGUAAGCUACCCAAUGGCAUACAAAUAGAUGGUGGCUCGGACUGGGUAGGACUCUCCAGACCUUUUGUUAAAUAUGUUAUAGAAAAUAAGGACACUCAGGAAUUGCUGAAAGGACUUUUGGUGAUAUUUCGACACACAUUACUGCCGGCUGAAUCGUUUUUCCAUACUGUAUUGAGAAACUCAAAGUUUUGCAACACUUAUGUGGAUAAUAAUUUACAUGUGACCAACUGGAAGCGCAAGCUGGGCUGUAAGUGCCAAUACAAACACGUGGUGGAUUGGUGUGGCUGUAGUCCCAAUGACUUCAAACCCGAAGACUGGUCCCGCUUACAGAACACUGAAAGCAAAAUGUUGUUCUUUGCUCGCAAAUUUGAGCCCAUUAUUAAUCAAGGCAUUAUUUUAAAAUUGGAGGAGUGGCUGCAUGGACCCUAUCCCACUGAUAUGCCAAAUUUGCAGGCUUAUUGGCAGAGUUUUUACAAUGCCGAAGAUAAACGAUCCCAAGCAGAUGAUGUAACAUUAACCAUUGCUGAGAGUGUGGUAAGGCGGCUGACAAAGCACUGGAACAUAGGGGACAUUAAGAUUUUGGAACUCAGUCAUUACCUGCACAAUGACCAGUACAAAGGUUAUUUGAUAAGAUAUCAGUGUAGAGACAAAAGCUCCAAUCAGACCUAUGAAUUGGAGACACGUGUACGCCCCAUGCAGUUUGCCAAAUUUGCCAAGACCUCCAAAUUUGCAAAAAGACUUAAAAAUUUCGAAGUUUCCAGCGAUUAUGAUCAAAAAGAACAGAUUUCGAGAAACUAUCAAAAGUUUCUGGGGCCCCAUUCAGAUUUGGUAUUAACAUUUACGUUUGUGGGUGCGACUUCGCCAUCACCCAAGGAUACUUCGCAUUCUUACAACUUGACUUUGCUGUGGAUAGACCCCAUGGGCCGUUUGCAGGACUUUAACGAGCUGCACAUUGAGGACUCACAAAGCGAUAAUAUCAACUACUCCAAGGCAAUUUUAAAGCAACCCUUGUGUGGGGGAAUAUGGACGGCCAAACUAAUAGGACGCUCUGCCAUUUAUGCUCAAACAAAAUUCUUGGUUACACCAUUGGCAAUUUUCAAUCAUCAGCCCAUACAGCUGGAGAAGGCUCGUCUAAUAAAUGCCGGCGAUGGUUUAACUCUGCCCGAGGAUUUCUCUUUGCCCGAAGAAUGGCUACAAUAUUUGCCAGGCCAUGAGGAAUCAUUGCAGCUAAAGAAUUUAGCCAUGAGAAAUGCUUUGCGCACCGGAGAACAACUGCAUCAGUGGGUGGAUGAUUUGACGGGGAAAUUUCACCAUUUAAGGGAAACAUGUGCUGUUAACACAGAAGCCACCAAGCUGUUCACUGCCUCGCUGACCAUGCUGCCCCUGUGCAGUGAAACGUCAUGGAGCACGCUGGCGCCAGAUCCUAAAAGUGAUGUCUAUAAGCUAAGGAGUUUAAAUGCCAGAUGAAAAGAAGUUAGUUGUUGAAUAUUUCGAAGGAUUUCACAUGCAAGAAUUUAUUUUUAUUUUUUUUUUAAGAAACAACAAACCAAAAAUAUUUAGUAUUUAUAUAAAAUAUCCAACUAAAUAAUUUGUUUUUGAGCUUUCACCUUUUCAAGCCCCUAGCCAAGUGGCAAUGGUUUUUAUUUAUUUUUGUUUUCUUCCUCUCGGAGGUCUCUCUCUCCCUCUCUCUCUCUCUCUCUCUCUGUUUGUAACAAAAACCAAAAUAUAUACGCAAUAUUUUUACAAUUUUACAAAUUAAACACUAGCUAGCCGCUAUUAUGGAAAAUUUUAAAGCGAAGUAUGAAUGGACGGACAAAUCAAUGAAGGGUUACACACGAUUUUUUUUUUUCUUUUUACAUAUAUACCACAAUAAUAUUAAGAAUGACUUGUUAAAAUUUUGUUGUUAUUUUUCAUAUUUGUAUAAAUGAUAGCAUUUUGUAAGCACAAUUUUUUGUUUUUUGAGAUUUUUAUGAGCAAUAUCUAGUAAAUAAGUAAAAAAAAAAAAACAAAACAUUUUAUCAUUUGAUUUUUGAAUACACAUUUAUCCAGUCCAUACCAUGUAUAAUGCCAUGUAACAUUUCCCGUUUUCCCAGAUAAUUGUUUACUUAAAACUUCAUUACUCUACUGUGUCAUAUGUUCAGCCAUUUAUUCAUAUAAAAAUUUGUGAUAUUCUUCUUAUUGUCCAUUUUAUAGGAAUAAUAUAAUGCAGAACAUGCAUUUCAUGCAUAUCUACGUACGUAUUUUAAAAUAUUAUUUAAUAUGUUUUUUGUUUAUUAACCAAUCGAAAGUUAUCAUUAUUAACUUUUUUUUAAGGGAUUUUAUUCAUAAACACCCUAGACGAUUUCUUUUUUCACAGGACAAGCAUUUUUUCUACAAACUAAAACCAUUUUAGCUGGUUUCUCAUAGAAGCAUUUUAUCUCCUACAAUCUACCUAAAAAAAAUCGAAAUAACAAAACGAAGAAGCUCAAAAUUACAUAAAAUAUUGGGUUGCCCAAAAAGUAUGUGCGGAUUUUUUAAAAGAAAGUAAAUGCAUUUGUAAUAAAACUUAGAAUGAACUUUAAUCAAAUAUACUUUUUUUACACGUUUUUUUUUCUAAAGCAAGCUAAAAGUAACAGCUGAUAACUGACAGAAGAAAGAAUGCAAUUACAGAGUCACAAGCUGUGAAAAAAUUUGUCAACGCCGACUAUAUGAAAAAUCCGCAAUUACUUUUUGGGAAACCCAAUAGUAUUUUUUUUUUAAUUUUUUAUCAUUUUGUUUGUCUUUUACUAAGGUAUUACUUUUACUAGAUAAAGAAAAUAAAAACCAAAUUUUGUAAAUAAGCAAUUUAGUUAAAUGGCAUAGGAGUAUAUAAUAUUAUAAAAAAACACACACACACACACACACAUUUGUCUAAAUCUUCUUCUAGAUAUCUUCAUACGUAUUGAAUUAAGCUGCUAUUA